Molecule: messenger RNA, 606 nt
Organism: Paramuricea clavata
Lineage: Eukaryota; Metazoa; Cnidaria; Anthozoa; Malacalcyonacea; Plexauridae
Source: the annotation of a GenBank genome assembly
AUGUCGAGCGUAUUCCUUAUUCUAUUAGUUUUAUCUAUCAGUUUAAUUGUGGCAGAAGACGAAUGCUACACGAAUUCUGAUUGUAAAAGCAACUUUAGGGAAUUUCCUGUGGUUUGCUGCAAAGGAAAUUCUCGGCCGAGCGAAAGAACAUGUCGCCCUUACAAUUGCAUCGGUCAGUAUUGCAUUACAGAUGGCGAUUGUGGCGGGAUAGGUGAAUGUUGUAAAGAUAACAGAUGCUUGAACUACACUUCUUGUCAGAGCUGUAACUCAAACUCCUUCUGCGCUACAUCCGAGUACUGUUGUAAGAGAGGAGGAACCAUCAAUGUCUGUCGGAGAAGUUGUAUCGCUGAGAGAUGUUGGAACGAUGCGGACUGCGGUGGACCUGCAGAAUAUUGUUGUAAAGGGGUAAGGAUAUGCCGGAAAAGUUGUAUCGGAGAACCAUGCAAAGACGAUAACCAAUGUGGACAUUCUGGUGUGCAUUGUAGCUCUGAUCGUAAAUGUAUAAAACCCGAGGUCGAUACCUCGUCUACAACUUUGAAAACUCUGAAUAUUGUGAUUGGAAUUAUGUUGCCAAUGGUGUCUGUAUUUCCUUAUAUCGCCGUAUAA